Messenger RNA from Pelodiscus sinensis (Chinese soft-shelled turtle), 552 nucleotides. NCBI's taxonomy places the organism in Eukaryota, Metazoa, Chordata, Testudines, Trionychidae. The record is from RefSeq and is a predicted model, not a curated record.
AUGCUGGGAGUGACAGGGCCCCAGGACACCAAGCCAAGUGCUGGGAGGGCUCUGGGCCCCCCAAGGCAGACCCCCCCAGCACAGCCACAGCCUCCCCUGUCUCAGAUCCGACCCCUCCGUGCCCAGGGCGACACCAAGAACGACACGUGGAUCUUCUCCCUGGCCGUGCUGCUCAGCAGCACCCUGGUCUACAACAGCAAAGGGACCAUCGACCAGUACGCCCUGGAGCAGCUGCACUUCGUGUCGGAGCUGACGGACCACAUCAAGGUGAAGGCGCAGGCCGGGGACGAGGGGGAGGACACGGAGUUCGUCCGCUUCUUCCCCGGCUUCGUCUGGGCCGUGCGGGAUUUCACGCUGGCGCUGGAGAUCGACGGGCAGCAGGUGACGGAGGAUCAGUACCUGGAGCACGCGCUGGCCCUGAAGAAAGGUGAGUUGGGGUGCGGUGGUACGUCGGGGUUCCCCCACCUCCUGCACCUUCAGCUCUGCAAUCCUGCAGUCCCAAGGGCGAGUCAAGGUUGCCAGGUCUCGACUCCCACCAGGUCCAGGGGAUAG